UGGUCCCAUUGGUCUGCAAAAGGAGGAGCUGUAGAUAAUGGAGGUGGAUGAGAGACUUAGGUGGCUUGAGUCGCGUGUAAAUUCCUCUCUUCGUCCAAAAGGCGAGAAGUUGAGGACUUUCUUUGCAGACAGUGAUAACAGGUUAAGGUUUCUUGAUUUCUGUAAUAACAGUGAGACACGUCAUCUUUUCGUCCACCUCCCCACCGAGUCAGAGGAAAGUACAGGUGCAUGUACUCUCCGAGUAUCGCCACACCCUCCAGACUCCAUUCACACUAAAGCGCUGUUCUUCAUAAAGAACACUCACACCUCGCGUCUCAAUAAAGAAACUAUAGGGAACGAGGUUGUAUGCAGCGAGUGCUCAGAGGAUCCAAUUGAGCAUCUUGAGCUGGUACUGAGGGAGGUGUAUCUUCCAUUACUGGCAGAGCAGAAGGAAGGAGCUGCUGCUUCAUCUGCUGCUUCUGCUCAAGGAAUAUCACCAGAAAGAAUAAUGGACAUAUUGCACAGAAUGAUCAGUAAUAUACAGGUCACUCAGGGCCAUCUUUCUGGUGAUUUGGUCUUACCCAUACCAUCACUUGAUAUACUGGUAGAAGGAGCUGCUAGUAGCAAUAAUGAAAGAAGAGCUGUUGUGGUACACAUCAUGGAGUCGUGCGUAAUCUCCUGGAUGAAACAAGUCAAAAUGGCUAUGCAUUUCGAUCCUAAUGGCGCCAUUGCAAAGUCAAAUGGUAAAAUGGCUGGCCCUAUCGCUGAAAUUAAAUAUUGGGAGAACAGAUAUCAGCAAUUGCUAUUAGUUCGUAAUCAGUUAAACUCAGUUGAAGUGUUACGCAUUCUUAACGGACUGGAACAUGCAAGAUCAACUUAUGCUGAUGCAUUCAUUGAUGUACAUAGGGACAUGGAAAAGUCAAUCAUUGAUACUGAGCUGUCCUUAAUGUACAUCAGUACAUUAAAGCCAUUGUUCCUAAAGUUAGAAGGAGCAUUCUCUCCAGACACACUAACUGAUCUGUUUCCAUCACUGGUGACAACGCUAUCUCUAGUUUGGCAACACUCAAAGGUUUAUGCUCAGAGUGCUCACUUCAGUCGUCUUCUGCGACUAAUAUCUAACAAGCUAGCAUUGAAAGCUAAGGAUAUAGUAGGAGUGGAUCCUCUGGAGAACCCAAUAGAGUCCUGCGUCUGCAUUAGACAAGCAUUGAGGAUAUGCUCUGCAUUCAGAGGAUAUUAUUUGGACAGGAGGGACGUAGCUGAGAGAGUGAUCGGACAGAAUAAGGACAGGCUGAACCAGAUACAGCAAGAGUCAAUUCAUCAAACACGUAGCAAAGAGAGUACAUGUACUUUUGAUCAGGACUCUGCAGUUGGUGAUUCCAGUAUUGUUAGUUUCUCUAGACAAGGACAUCAUUCAAUAGACUAUCCCUUGUGUUCAUGGCCGCCACGCAAUUCUCCAGUGUUCACUAGUCUUAACAGUACACUGGAGAGAUGCAACGAUCUACUGGAACUGGUACAAACCAUGGAGCACUUCAGUGAGUUGGCGCUAGUUGCUGCUCAGGGAAGCAGUGAGGGUAAAGAUCCAAUACUGAUUGAUGUGUAUCAUCAGUUUCAAGUAACACUGGACCACUUUAGGAAGUCAACUAAAGAUCUUAUGAGUCUUGAAGAGGUUGGAUUUGAGAAGAGUUUCUUUGUAUUUAGAUCAUCAGUAAAAGAGUUGGAGGGUCGGUUGUCUCAAGUCCUGUUCUGCUAUUUUGAUGAUUGUUUGUUGUUGGAGCCAUCACUAAGACUACUGGAAUCAUUUCAAGGACUUAUAUCAAGAGAAAGCAUUCAAUCUGUACUGAGUCCUAAGCUUGAGGCAAUCAUUGAUACCAUUCAAGCUGACGUCACUCAAAUAAAAGAUUGCAUGACGUCUUUUGUCACCGAUCCUCCCCUCAUUCCCAACACUCCAGCCACGCCCUCAAAGUUGCUAUGGUUACGGGCUCUGAGGGAGCGUAUGGACGUCCCAAUAGAGAGAGUAAGAGAAGCUGCUCCGUAUCUACUGCAUGGAGAGAAAGGAUUCCUGCUGAGACACGCUCAUAGUAAAAUAAUAAAAGCAAUAGAACAGCAAUGGAACAGUGUUGUGUCUUCAUGGAAGAAAUCAAUACCAGAAAGCAUUGACAAUGCACUAUUAUGCACCUUAUUGAAACAAGAUAAAUCAUCUGGUGAGCUUCAAGUCAACUUCAGCCUAUCACUGGAGAAAGUAUUAAGAGAGCUCCACUAUAUGAGGGGGCCAUUGCUAUCAGUCCCUGUACCUCAAGUAAUAAAUUCUCUAUCAGUGACACUCUCACCACACACUCUCCACCAGUACAGGGUUAGCCUUGAGGUCUACAUGAGGCAGUACAACUCAAUGCAGGAGACGCUCGACACUGUUCAUAAAGGACUCUUCCAGCAAAAACUGUCACUACUUGAUAAAUUGUUAGAGGAAGGAUUGGGUCAAUUGAACUGGCUCAGUGUUGAAGUCCCUGAUUUCUUAGCUAAACUGAAGGCCAGCCUACAGACUGAUCUCCUCCCUGCUGUCCAGUGUGUUCUUCAACAAACCGACAGGAUUAGAAGUAUCACUGGAUCAUGGACCGACCUAGUGACACUGGACAUGUUUAGAGACACUGAGAGAAGCAGCCUUGAUCUAUUAGCUAAUAUGUACAGUGAAUUGGUUGAGAUAGCAAAGAGAGUCCUAUGCUCCUCUAUGAUACAGAUUGAAGGAUUAUUUAAGAAGGCAUAUCAACGUGUUGAGGUUAGCUGGGAUUCCCCUGCAUGGUCUGGCUAUCUGUAUUAUCUUGAUUGUUUGGUUGUGAAAGGACUAAAGCAAAUGAUCCUUCAUUCAAUGAAUACACUGAUAUCAAGGGCACAGAAAUAUGAACAAGGUGGUUCCAUUCCUCCAAUGGUUACUGUAUCUUUGGAAUUAUACGAGAAGGACAUAGAGUUCUCUCCUCCUCUUUCCGCUCGCUCCUCUCUCCCCUCUGUCCCAGAGAGGAUCAAACAAUACCUUGAAGGGUUUGUGUCCCUUAGUAAGAGCCUACACUCAAGAUUAUACCCACUAUCAACUGAGAGUUAUUAUCAGCUGAUGAGUUCUGAUCCUGAGGUAUUGGGUAACUUGCAAAAGAUAACAGCUCAUGUAGAGACCAGUGCUAGACAGUGCCAGUCUCUUCGUAAAAGGUUCUCUCAGUACAGCUUCCUAUGGGAGCAAGACGUCCUGGCAACGUUUGACGAUUUUAUUAAUGGGGUGGGGCAACCACACCCACGGAGAUUCACACGUCCGGAGACUGUGAAUAGAUCAAGAUCUGCUAGUGCUAGAUCAAGAGGUCAUUCUGCUGCUCCACCUCCUAUGUCCAGUCAAACAGCAAGCAGUGUACUGGAGUCAGUCACUGGUCAUUCCGAUUGGGAGUUCCUCAAACCGGACAGACAGUAUUCUGCUCCACCUUCUUCUUCUCCUUCUAAUACUCCUCCGUCCACGUCUCGGUCUUCCUCGAGCUCAGAGACAGGACUCAUUAAAGAUGGGAGGAGACCAAGACACCCUACACUGGAGGACUUUGAUGGAGAGAUUGCUGUAUUCCAGGGUGUGUUGGAGAGGUUAUCUAGUAGUAUUGACACUGUUGAUGUUGGUUGGAUCUGUGUUGAUCAGCGUGCUGUGAAGAAUGCACUGACUUCACUAGCUAAGAAAUGGACCUACAUCUAUGCUAACUACCUUGAGAAAAAAGUAUUGCUUGUACUGAGAGAGCUGGAGGUGUUCUUUACUGAAAUAGAGCCACAGGUCGAAGCAAUCAGUGGAGACACUGUUGAUCCUGAUCAUAUCAUGACACUAGUAACAAUAUUUAACAAAGUUAAUCUCCAGCAGUUAGUGAUGGAUGGUAAGUUUGGUGCAGUUCAUAGAGCAGUCUCAAUAUUGGACAAGUUUCAUCAGACACUCCCAGCUCAAACCAGAGACCACUUUGAAGGAAUACCCCACAGGUGGUCCAGUCUUAAGAAGAGACUGGCUCUCAGUAAGCAGAGGAUAGCUCCACUCAUACAGUCACACAGUGCAGCCAUUAAGAGAGACCUUGAAGUAUUUGGAUCAGAAGCAGAAAGAGAGCAUCAGUCUUUCCUCAGUAGCCCCUGCCUCUCUCAUAACUGUGACCCUCCUGUGGCCCAGGACCUCAUUAAAGAAUAUGUACAGAUAUUACUGGGACUGAGGGCCCAGGCAAAGGACCUCAUGGAGCUACAGGAGCUACUCCAGGCAUCCGUUGUUAACUUUAGCAUAUUAAACCAGUUUGAGGAUGAGCUAACAAACGCUAAUCUCCUCUGGGAAAGACAACACAUGAUUUCAGAGUAUCAUACUAACAUUAAGACUCAGAUCUGGCUCAAUGUUGAUUUCUCUGAUAUGAAGGACACCUGUCGUGAGCACACAGAGUUACUGAUGUCACUUGGAGACUGCACUGGAGACUGGGAUGCUAGAACACACUUUCAAGAAGCUGUUUAUGAGAUGCAACAUACAGUACCACUGCUUGAGGGUCUCUCCAAUAAACACAUGAGGCCACGUCAUUGGAAGCAAGUUCUCCGUUACUCCAACAAUCACUCACUGAUACUCUUACUGAUGAAGAAUGGGACACUGGACAUGAAUGUCCUGAGACACAUGACUGUAGGACGAUUCAUGGAACUCAAACUAUUGAGUUACAGUGCUGAUAUAUUGGGUAUUGUUGAUCGUGCUUCAAAAGAGGUUGCUAUUGAAGAAUUACUUAAAAACCUUGAGGAGGUGUGGCUUAGCAUGCAGUUCCAAUUAAAGCCCUUUUACAGGCUCCAUGGACAUGAACAGGCUGCUUCUGAUAUUGGUGUUGAAGCUGGUCGUAUUUCAGCUCUCUCUCAUACCUCUCCUGUCGUUCGGAAGAGGAGCAUAUCUAGUGGGCGUGUCUCUAUUAUUAGUGCCACACCCACUGUCGCUGUUGAAAGGAUGACUCAUCAUCAUCAUCAACAUGAAGUCGUAAUGCUAUUGGAUGAUGUGGAUAAGAUAUUUGAAGCUCUUGAUCAUUAUCAAACGUCAUUAAAGAGCCUUGAAGGCAGUGUUGCUGCUACCUCAUUCUCUGAAGAGCUCCAGCACUGGCACAAACAGCUUCAAACGGUAGAAGCAGUCCUCAGGGUGUGGCUACAAGUACAGACCCACUGGGUCCAGCUGGAGGAGGUUCUAACCAGCAUUGAGGCAGCACAGCAUCUUCCUUCAACUUAUUUUAAUUUCACAACCAUCAAUAAGGAAUGGAAGCAGCUGUUGAAAUCAACCGCUAAGUCGCCUAAUGUUAUACAGUGCUGCCUGCAAGAAGAUUUGUUGCAGAUGUUAGAGAAGUUUCUGAACACAUUGACCCAAUGCCAGUCAGUGUUGCUCCAGUAUGUACAGUGUAAAUCCUCACGCUGUCCUUGGCUGUACUUCCUAACAUUGGAAGAUGUACUACAGCUAGUCUGCUACAGCUCCAAUCUUCCUGUAUUAUGUAAGGUUAUUCCCAAGCUUUUCCUCCAUUCAACUGGCCUCCUGUUCAGUAAUGAUAUAUCUCUCCUGCCCAUCAUUCGUAGCAGUUCGUUGCUGCCUCGUAUAACCGGACUGACUGGAUAUGGACGAGAGAAAUUAGAGCUAGCAGAAGGUGUUGAUUGUGAUGGUGCUAUUGAGAUUAUACUCAAUCACUUGCUCCACUCAGUGACAGAGACCCUGAAUCAGCAGCUCAUCACGACACUAACACAACAAAAAUCAGCUCCUUCAACUCCGUCACAGUCCUCCACCACCCCAUCCUUAAUAAAGAGACUCUCGUCUGUCUGGCUAAGUUCUUCCAGUCAUCAAAUCCUCCAGCUAGCCACCAUCAUAUUACUAGAAGAAAGGCUCCAGCAAGAGGUAGAGAACACUAAAGGAGGCUCAUUAGAUCCUAGUAGCUUCUUAUCCGAUAUACAAUCAGCCAUACAGACCCUUGAGUCUAUACAUGAAGGGAAAGUAACACAAGAACAUGAUCCUAAAUUAGGUUUCACCGACUCCAAUAAAGGCAUUGGACAACUAGCAAAUAAUUCUGCAGAGAAUGAAGAGGAAGAUGCAGGUUGGAGUGAUACACAGUUAGACUUGAAGAGUGAGCCAGUAGCCAUUGGCAUACAUAAAAUCCUAUAUCAUAACUUGAUGCUGAUUCUACUAACAUACAGGCAAAGAGCUAAAGCUCUUUCUACUGAACCACAUCCUUCAUCAUCGUUCCAAUGGCUGUCCUCUCUUCAUUAUUCUCAUGAUGCUACUCAGCGUUCUUGUGUAUUAAGUACUAUUGGGGCAUCUCUUAAUUACGGUUUUCAUUAUAGUGGAGGGUAUCCCAUAGCUUUGACCACACCUACUGAGAGCAUGGCCGUUCAUAUGGUGAAAGUGAUGAGCCAGCAAGUUUGCGGUGUCAUAACUAAUGAUACAAAAUCUGAUUCAGUUAGUACAGUGUCCAUUGCUUGUGGGUAUCCGUUAUUUCCUUUGCAGUGCUCCAACACAACAUCCAAUGAUACUUUGAUGAACUGCUUUAAAGGAAUAGCAUCAACAGGUUCAUGGCUGUAUCUCUCCAAUCUCCAUUCCCUCCCUGUGUCACUGAUCCAGUUAUCUGUUCAGCUUAUGACUGCCAUCAGAGAAGCCAAGAUAAAGAGGAGUAGGAUUGUCAAGUUCCCUGGGGAGAGCCUAAAGGCAUAUAAACUUGAUACCAGCUUCUGUAUUGCUAGCACAACCCUCUCUUCCACCUUCCCUUCUCUUCUCUCCUCAUCAGUCUUCUCUGUUUUCAAGACCUAUAGCAUACAAGAGGCACCUCCUUCAGUGACAUACGAAGCUCUUUUUAUAAGCAAUGGAUUCGUUUCAGCCGUUUCCCCUCUCUCCCUUUUUCUCUCGCGCUACACGGCUGAAAACAACAUCAAUAAAACCGACGCCUGUGCUUUAAUUUCUCUCUCCAGUCAACACAUAAAGGAUUAUCAUCAUCAUUACGGUGGUAGUCAUUACCAGCAGUCAUUUGAGCCAUACUUGUCCCUCAGCCCGCCUCCACCCACCACUCUCUCUAGCAGUGUAGCCAGCUCUGUCAUUCUCUCUCACCUCACUCAAUCCUCUCACGAUUCACUCGCUACCUCAAGACAAGGUGGCCCUGCUCUACCCGUCCUUGUCGAAGAAGAUGAAGAAAAUGAAGACGAUGUUGAUCUAAGAGAGGAAAGUAGCGAUAGUCUAUUGCAGAAGCUAGAGCUAUUGUCUGUUCUUGUCUCAAUAUGGGAGCUACAGUUACCACUCCCUCCUGCUGCAUUGCAGUCAAUGCAGGAGUAUUUCAGUGAUAUCAAUGUAUCUGAGGUAUUGGAGGAGCUAGAUAAGGGACAGGCUGAGAUUGUUAGUGUGUAUGCUUGGAGUCGGGAGGCAGUUGAAUCAGCUCAGGAAUCAAGAGCAGCUAGUGCCAUGUUAUCUACUAGAGGAAGAAAUACAAACUUGCACAAUCUUGAGUCGGCCAUACUCCAAGCCUGCCUUGUUAAAGGUCUCGUACCAUCACAGCAUUUACUGAAAUCAGUCCACACGCUAGUUCAACUGAUCCUGUUAAACAGAGUGGUUAGAGUCAUUGGUAACUGGGAGGCAGGUAGAAGAGAGGUCAUUGAAUUAGCCAUUGAAGUUAUAAAGAGCACUGGGUAUACACUGAGCAACACUUCACUGCCCACUGAUGCUAUAUACACUGGGGGACUGCUGGGAGAGAAAGAUGUACCAGGAGUGUUGCCUCAGUUAUUGAACAGGCUCUCACCAUCAAGCACUAACAGUAUACAGUUGAUCCUGCUAGAGGAAGGCUCAGGGCCUCUCUGUGAGACAGAGGAAGGGCUCAGCCCUUGCUUACAGUGGAUAUGCAAUGAGAAUGAGACAUUACUCUACUUUACUAAUAAUGCAUCUACUCUAUUGGACCCUUCAGUCAAAUUUAUACUAACAUGUCCCAGUACUGGAGAUGUCAGUAGGUAUCUACCAACCCUCUCCUUGACUCAUGACUGCUGCAUAUCAUGGGAGCACAGAGUAAAGACUUCAUUCCUUCCGUUAGAUAGAGACAUACAGAAACACCUCACCCUGCUCUCUCAGCAGCACAUUCCAGGACUAAUAGACCUCAUGUAUAAUAGCACCAGUGAUAGUGACAGCACUGCUGUGUAUAGUUAUGUCUCAUUAAGUGUUCACCAACUGGUUUCUUCAUUGUGUAAUGUAUUGAAGUGUCUUUUAUCUGAUGUCACAGCAUCAGUUUCUUCUUCCUCUGUCGAAAGAGUCUUUGCAUAUGCCCUUAUAUGGACGUUUGGAAGUACCAUGACGAGCGACGGCAGGAGAGUUUUUGAGGUUUGGCUGAGGGAGAGUUUCCCAGAGUCCCUCACUUCACUAGACGAAAGUCUCUGGCACUAUAAACUGAUACCAGCGUCUCUUAACUUUGACUUAUGCAGAGCAGAGAGUACCAGUGGCUAUGUGUACUGUCCUAAACGCAAGGCACUCUCUGAGUUCAUCCAAUUAUUAUACACUAAGAACAUUCACCUGGUACUUGAUGGAGUGUGUGGUAGUGGCAAGACUGCAUUCCUUGUUGACACCAUCACUGCAUCAAAGAGAGGAGCCAGCACUAAUAGCAGUAAUGCUUCCGGCUCCAGUAGCAAUAGCAACGACCCCAUGUACUCCUUCAUGCAUACUCAUGUCAAUCAGCUAUCAAGUCCGGCCACUUUUUGGUCUCAGCUCCAAGAGAAUCUUGUUUGGCACUCGGGGAGGACUUACUUACCGCAAAGCAGCGAUAAAGUAGUCAUAUUGGUGGAUGACAUUCACUUGAGCCAAGUAUCUCAUUCAGGCUCAUUACUCUCACUAAUAGUCAAUCACAUAUCAACUGGUACCAUAUUGGCUCCUCCGUCAUACAAAGAGCACAAUGUUGGUGGCAUUACUUACAUACUCUCAACUGACAGCACUCAAUGUGGGCUUGAUCCUGAGACCAUUAGUAAUAUAUUGUAUCUACACUGGGAGGAGUACAGUGAGGAAGAGUUGGUGUUUAUAUACAGUGCACUACUGGGGAAAUAUUUCACUGGAUUGUCCUACAGUCUACUAACACAGCUAGUAGAGACAUCAGUUCAGAUACACACUAAACUGCAGACUACAUUCAUUGAUAAUAAAGACAGGAAGCACUACACUUUUACCAGCACUGUACUGGAUGCUACACUGAGGUCUUUAACUCUUCGUUGUGAUAGAGACAUAUCUCCAAUUGAUCUCCUCCAGUGCUGGCUCAGUGAGAAGUAUUGGCACUAUGCAGCCCAGUUGACCACCACUGUGGAUAGGGAGAGAUACCAGGAGUGUGUAGACAAUGCAUUGAAGAAAUACUUCAGUGAAUCUCCAUUGCUUCCUACAUUAUUGCAAUACUCUCCUUUAUCCUUUGGCAUUGGUAAAAAACAAAUGGAAGACAAGCUCAUCUCAUUGCAACAAGAGCUUGAUGCGCUAAGCCCCACACCACCUCUCUCUCUCUACGAUUUCACCCUCACCCUCUCCCUCCAUCUCUCUCACCUCUUAGAAGAACAGAGGCCUCUAUCAUCUAUACUGCUAAUAGGAAUGGGGCACAUUGAGCACCUCUUGCUACUCAUAACAGCAUCACUUGGUUAUUCACUGCAAAGACCUUCACAGAUACAGAUCAGUAACACAACUAGCACUGCUCCUACUGGAGCCACUCAUGUUAUAGGAGAAGAAGGGAUCAGCAUUAGUCCUAGUAUAUGCUUUCAGUCUGAUGGUGACAUAGGAGCAUUCAGAGCUGCUUUAAAGAGCAUUUAUACUAAUGCUGGAGUGAAGAAUGAGCGUGUUGUGAUCUUUCUUGAUGACCAGGAGCUCCUCCAUCCUUCUUGCAUUUCUCUUGUGUACGAAUUUGUCAAGGAUUGCUCGAUAAAUAUGGACUUCAAUCCGGAGGAGAGAUCACGCAUUGUCAAUUCAUUGAGAUCUGAAGUGACAAGGAAUGGCUCUGAAUACUCUGAACAGAAAGCAUGGAUCUUUUUUAUAAAUCGACUGAAGACUAAUGUGAGACUGGUUCUAUCUCUCCCUGACUUGGAGCUAGCGAGUAACUGUGGACUCCUGGGAAUGAAGAACCUAUUGUCAGUCAUUGAAGUGUGUUAUGAACUACCUUGGGACAGAAAGAAAUUACUACAUGUGGCAAACUAUCACUUGAAAAAUUGUGUUCUUCCCAAGACCUUGCAGGAGAGCACAGCUCACCUCUUGACUUCCCUUCACAUGUUGCUAAGGAAUACAACAGCAGACACUGAUCCUGUUAGCUCAUAUUCAUCCCAUUAUACUGCUAACCCCAUCACUGUCUGCUGCUGCUGGAACAACAAGUUUGAGUUCUUCUCUGAAAGGUUUUGCCAUGAGUUGGAGGAAUGGUGGAGAAAGCUAAGCAGUGAGUGUCACAAACUGGACACAGCUAUUGAAGCUUUUUCAAAAACUCAGAGGAAGCUCCUCUCAUUAAAAGAAAGACUCAUCAGAGAAGAGAUAGUUUUAGAAGAAAAAGGAAAAAGUUAUGCUCAGUUGCUGGUUCAGAUAGGCCAAGACACAGCCAUUGCUAAAGAGCAAUUGAAACUGGUCUAUAAGCAAUCAGAGAGGAUUGAACACCUGCAAAAGGUUCUGCCAGAGUAUGAGCAUGUAUAUUCACUGUAUGUUGAAGACUUGGAGCGAAUUGAGCAUGAAACGAAAGAAAUUGCUCUCAAUUUGGACCAGAAGAGCCUACUAGUGCUUCGCUCGCUUCACAAGCCUCCACUUGAUAUUCAAGAAUUACUAGAGGCUGUCAUUAUUAUCAUAAAAUCCCCUGGGUCUGACCUCUCCUGGACAAAAGGGGCCAAGAGGCUAAUGGCUAACAUUGAUCGAUUCAAAGAGAUGAUGAUGGAGUUCUCACAGCACAGAGAAGCAUCAGGCCCGCUGUUAGAGUCACUACAGUUGUAUAUUUCAAGACCAGGAUUCAACGAGGAGACUUUUAGCAAGCUUUACUUAGCCGCUGGGCAACUUUGCUCUUGGGUCAAAGGAGUAGAGAAUUUCCACAGGAUGCUUCAGGACAACAUUCGUAGACUUGAAUACAGAAAGUCACAAGUGAAGGUAUCACUCCAGGAGUAUACUGAGAAACUAACUCAAUUGAAUCAUAAAGUUCAAGUGCUUGAUGAGAGGCUGGAAGGUUUGAGUAGCUCCUUAGAGCAGGCCUCCAUUGAGAAGACUUAUCAGAAUGAGAUUGUGAUGGAAAUGGGCAAAGAACUUGAAAAAACAACACAAUUUAUUGAGUCACUGUCUUCCCAUUACAAUGAAUGGAACACAGUCCGUGAUAAUCUAUCAGGAGCACUCACCAGUCAAAUAGGCCAACUGGCCCUCACCACAUGCUACACCUCAUACCUUACAUCACUGGACCCACAGCAAGCACUAAACAUUGUCACUCAUCACGUCAAACCCAGUAUACUAGACAAAGGAUUCACUCUAUCUCCUCAUGGUGGUAUACCACCACUACAAGGGAUUAUAAUGGGAGCAGGAGACUCUGGGUCAAGUAAAAUUGAAGAACAACAGGAGAACACUUCGUCAUCUACUGGAGGAGAAGAGAGAGAGGAAGAAUCAACUCUUAAGUGUACUGGGUAUCAAUAUCAUGAUCUCUUUAAUGACGUACUCCUCAUGUUAAAUCCGAUUCAAUCUCUACAAUCGUUACCGAGUCUUUCCCUCCUUCAUCAUUUGUAUGCUGUACUGGUAGAGCAUGCUUGGAAUCGCUGGACACUUUUAUAUGACCCAGACAACAUAGCCACAUCACUACUGAGUGAUAAAUGGAGCAUUCUGGAUGGACAGGAAUGGUCUGUACCUCUCUUUCACUCAAUAGAGCAAGCACUAGUUGAGGGCCUUUGGAUUGUUCUUAAGAAUAUUUCAUUGCCAUUUCAUUCUUCGUUAAUACCCAUUCUAGAGUCAGGCCUGUACUGGCAAAAAACUGAUAAAAGAGAUAUCUCAUUGGAUUUCUGUGGUAGACGUAUUCACGUAAACAAGUCAUUCCGACUGAUACUGACCCUCUCUUCUCUCCCUCCUCAUCACUCCACUUCUCAAAUCUUCUCUUGUCGCUUUAACUUCAUCAACGCUUCUACCUCGUCCCUUCCCCUAGCACAAGAACUCACUCUACAAGAAGCUCAGAAAGAUGCUAAUUCUGAUGUCUAUUCUCUUGACUCGUACAACACUCUUAUGUCUGCCAUUGCUGAGAGCGAUGAGAAGAGAAGGGAGCUUAGUGAGAGGCUCCUCAGGUGUCUGGGGAGUGUCACUGAUGGUAUUGUUAAUUGUUAUAUUGUCAGUCAGGUUGAGGAUGUCAUGAAGAGCUAUAAGGAGUUGCAGGAGUCUUUUGGUUUUCAUUGCCAGUCUGCAGAGACUUAUUCUGUAUCUCUAAUGAACACUGCCAGCUCUGUUUGUCUCUUUUCUUCUUUGGUCUUCAGUUUCCUUCAAUGGCUAUCGAAGGCUACCCCUAACUUCCUCGUAACUUGGAGCAGAUACCAAUCGAUAUUCUGUCAAGCUUUGCUACAGUCAAACCUCAUGAAGACUCAAGAGGUCAAAGGAGAAGCAGAGGAGAAAAGACAAGCAUCAGCAUCAACUCAGUUUAGGCAACUCCUCGUGAAAUCUGUCCUCAUCAUACUAUCAAGAUGUUUUGAUGAUACUCAGUUAUACCCAUUAGCCUACUGCUUGUACAUUCUAUCAUUCCUUGACUCUUAUACUGAUGUCAGUGUAGCUCAAGUCGAAUAUAUUCUCCUUAGUGUGGGUCAAGAGAACUAUUGGACUGAUUUCCUUAACGAAAGCCCUCCAUUUCAGCUCUCUCCUGUACCAGAAGGAAUAUCAGAGACUAUCAUGCUACAGCUUUACUCUCUUCCUCUCUUUCCAUCAUUUAUGGAGUCAGUUCAUCAGUCAAUGGUUGAGCAACCUGAUGAAUGGAAGGCAUUGAUAAAGAACAGCUCAGUCCUUCCUCCCAUCUCUUCCAUACCAGUGCUAAGAGCUUCUUCUACUGAAAAGGAGUCAACCCUGUAUACACUGAAUGACUUGGUACUUAUGAGUAUUUUAACACCAGAUGGAGUUUGUUCUUAUAUUGAAAAUGAAAUGAGUGGCCUAAUGGACUCUUUACCUGUACCACUGCUGAGUGAUGUACUAAAGAGUGAAGACAGCACUUCUAUGGUGUUGCUCUAUGAUGAAAAUAACUUGGUCUCACAGGCUAAUGUAAUCCUCCUCAAUGAACACUUCAGAAAGGGUCAAAGUGGAGUUGAUGGUCAAUCACUGCUGACAGUAUCUGUUAGUUUAGAAUCAGAGUCAAGCACCAGUUCCAUUGACUGUGUCAUACUCCAGGACAUUCAUCUACUAGGAAUGGAAGCACUGGCUUUAAAACUACAAAAAGAAACUCGAAGAGUCAUAACGACCAUGGAUCACAGGUAUAGCAUGCCAGUACAGUUACUAGCUCAGUGUCAAGUUCUCUCUCUCUCUCGUGUUGCUCCCACGACUCAAUUCCAAAAACAAAAAUCACUCCUACCUCAGUUGAGCUCUCAGAGUAACGAAGUGCCCAAAUACCUUUACACACUCCUUGCUGUAGUCUCCUGCAUUCCACAGCAUCUCUUGGAAGAACUGGAUAAAGUAGUACCUCAAAAGAAGCGAAAGCUUGUCUUCCUAUUGUGUGCUUUUCAUACACACUGCUAUUGCAGCUUCUUCCCUGCAGCACAGCUUCAUAACCUGGUGUAUGCACUGUCCCAGCUAUCAAAGGAUGAGUCUGAUAUUGAUGUACUCUUGCAGUCAAUGAGUGAUCUUUUACUCAAUCUUUAUUUCAGUUCACCUUCAAGCAGUACCUCUCUUAGGCAGGCAGACAGUCUGUCAUCAGCAUAG
Molecule: messenger RNA, 13843 nt
Organism: Amphimedon queenslandica
Lineage: Eukaryota; Metazoa; Porifera; Demospongiae; Haplosclerida; Niphatidae
Exons: 63
Coding region: 38-13843 (4601 amino acids)
Biological process (GO): microtubule-based movement
Cellular component (GO): dynein complex
Molecular function (GO): dynein light intermediate chain binding; dynein intermediate chain binding; ATP binding
Source: RefSeq, a predicted model, not a curated record